Messenger RNA from Coregonus sp. 'balchen', 5520 nucleotides. The record is from the annotation of a GenBank genome assembly. NCBI's taxonomy places the organism in Eukaryota, Metazoa, Chordata, Actinopteri, Salmoniformes, Salmonidae.
AUGACGGCAAUUCUCAGAAAUUCUGGAAGUAACGUUAACGUUAAUCAUCACACCUCAUCACAGGAUUUCAGGUAGAGCUAGCUAACGUUAAUCACAUCAUCAGGCUGUCACUUGUCUGAACUAGCUAACUCUGGAAAGCUUGGCAGGCAAACCUUAUGGUUUAGGUUAACGUUAUGGUUUGCUAAGAGCCUACCCCCCCUCUCUCUCUCUUUCACUCCAUCACCCCCCCCCCCCCCCCCCUCCUCCCCUGUGUGUGUGUGCGUGUGCGUGCGUGCGCGCGCGCGCGUGUGUGUGUGUGUGUGUGAAAAUAUGCACACACAAAAAACAUUACAAUGAAUAAUUUUAGGUCCGAAUGGAUAUGUCAGCGCCCAUCAGCUUUGUUUUCAGUCCUGCUGUUGGGGAAAGGGAGGAGAGGGGGAUAUAUAUCCCUGGGUGUCUGGUGGUGGGGACUUUGGAGGGGGUGGCCUCAAAAAUAGAAAACAAGGGGACAGUGCUUAUGGUUACCCCUGGGGGGAGGACUUGCUUCACUGCCUUUCUAAUUUGUACUGGUAAUCGAAACGGGUGAACACAUCGUUCACACAUCGAACACUUCUUCCUAGAGUGGACAAGUUAGAGUAAAGAACAGCUUUUUUCCUCGUCAAUCAGAGCUUAUGUCAGCUAGGUUGUGGCUCAGUGCACUGGACCUGCUUGUCUCUAGUCUUCUCAUUGUGUUUAUUUGGAGUUCACCUAGCGACAUUGUUGUUGUUGAGUAAAGGGACAUUUACAUCAGAAGGAAUCAUUAUUUUGUGCUAAGCUAAAUUGAGGGGUAUUAUUUUUGGCACAGUUACAUGGAUGUUUCCCUCCAAAAGGUUGGUGUUUUUUCUGAUUUUAUGUGAAGUUACUUUUCAAGCAAUCAUGUUCAGAGAUUGUUUGCAGUCAAAUUGUCAUUGAAUGAACUUCAGUCACUUUUAUCAUGCUGGAUAUUCUGUUCCCACAUUAAUAUAACUUUAUUGUAAUGUUCUCACUGUAGUCUAAUUUCUUAUGUUUACUAACUAGUUUCUUAACUUAAAGCCUAUGGCCCAUUGAUUGAAAACCAGAUCAGCUCUUUAGUCAUUAGCCUUCUUUCAAUGGAGUUAAUUCAACACAUUGACCAAACCCUGACUGUCAAAUGAACCACAAUCAAACUUUAAUGGCCUGCUACAGUUUAUAGACCGGGUUUUCACAUUAUAGUACUUAUAGUUAUUAACCAUUCCCUUUUUGGCUUGUUGGUAUGAAACCGCCCACACAGGGUCUCCAAGCAACACUUUUAUCAAGUGACUAAAAAUAAAUCUGCCUUUUGAUAACAGUGUGUGUGGGUGGAGCUCAAAGGUUAUGUAAAAAAAAACUGUAAGGCCAGACUGAUGUCAUUUUUAUGCACAAAAAAAAUGCAUUACAGUCAUGCAUGUUAUUGUAAUGUCUGUUUAGCAGAGUCAACAGCAUUAAGCCUGCCUGCCAGGCUAUUGCUCCCCUCAGGGAGUCCCCUUUACUAGAGAGCGGUUAGUUGUAGUGCAUAGGGUCUGGUGGUGACAGAGAAGCAGAUGGCUCUCCUUUAACUCUCUUGUCAAUUAGCUGUCACUCAACCAGAUUAAUGCAGGCUUUGGUCAUCAUGGGGAUGGGGGUGGAGUGGGUUGGGACAAUCAGGGAACAGCCCUCUGGAAACAAUAGAGCCACGUGCCACUGGGCUGGGGACUGUUGUUCGGGACACAAAAACUAAUCAUUAUUCAAUGGCCAGACCAACUGUUGCAGACAAUUUGCACACAGUGUACCCGACCCUAUGUGCACAGUGUCCCUGACCCUACUACACAUUUUCAAUACUGUGGGUGUGCCCCUGUGUAUUGUGAUUCAGCCAAUGGAGCAUUAGGAGCAGUGGUCACCUGAUGUUACAUCACCUUGUUUUUCAGUGUCUGGAAAUGUCCUUUAUGCAAAUUAGGUCAGAAAAGUAUACUGAACAAAAAUAUAAACGCAACAUGUAAAGUGUUGGUCCAAUGUUUCAUGAGCUGAAAGAAAAGAUCCCAGAAAUGUGCCAUAGGCACAAAAAGCUGAUUUAGCUCAAAUUCUGUACACAAAUUUGUUUACAUCCCUGUUAGUGAGCAUUUUUCCUUUGCCAAGAUAAUCCAUCCACCUGACAGGUGUGGCAUAUUAAGAAGCUGAUUAAACAGCAUGAUCAUUACACAGGUGCACCUUGUGCUGGGGACAAUAAAAGGCCACUCUAAAAUGUGCAGUUUUGUCACACAACACAAUGCCACAGAUGUCUCAAGUUUUUAGGGAGUGUGCAAUUGGCAUGCUGACUGCAGGAAUGUCCACCAGAGCUGUUGCCAGAAAAUUUAAUGUACAUUUCUCUACCAUAAUUUGCCUCCAACGUCAUUUUAGAGAAUUUGGCAGUACGUCCAGCCGACCUCACAACCGCAGACCACGUGUAUUGCGUUGUGUGGGUGAGCAGUUUACUGAUGUCAACAUUGUGAACAGAGUGCCCCAUGGUGGCGGUGGGGUUAUGGUAUGGGCAGGCAUAAUGAACAGAGAUAUCGUGACGAGAUUGUCGUGCCAUUAAUCCGCUGCCAUCACCUCAUGUUUUAGCAUGAUAAUGCAUGGCCCCAUGUCGCAAGGAUCUGUAAACGAUUGCUGGAAGCUUGAAAAUGUCCCAGUUCUUCCAUGUCCUGCAUACUCACCAGACGUCACCCAUUGAGCAUGUUUGGGAUGCUCUGGAUCGACGUGUACGACAGUGUGUUCCAGUUCCCACCAACAUUUAGCAACUUCACAGCCAUUGAAGUGGGACAACAUUCCAAAGGCCACAAUCAACAGCCUAAUCAACUCUAUGUGAAGGAGAGGUGUCCCUCUGCAUGAGGCAAAUGGUGGUCUUUCCCAGAUACUGAAUGGUUUUCUGAUCCACGCCCCACAUUUUUUUUAAGGUAUCUGUGACCAACAGAUGCAUAUCUGUAUUCCCAGUCACGUGAAAUCCAUAGAUUAGGGCCUAAUGAAUGUAUUUCAAUUGACUAAUUUCCUUAUAUGUACUGUAACGCAGUAAAAUCUUACAAAUUGUUGCAUGUUUCGUUUAUAUUUUUGUUCAGUGUAUUUUACAUUUCAACUCAAUGCAAGCAGAAAAAGAAGAGUUGCUAAAGUUUCAGUGACCUCUUGUCUUGAUAAGCUGAGGGCAGUGGUAAUAUACAUUAUAAGGAAUAUGUUUAUCCCGUAAGUCCCUUACAGUAGAUAUAAUCAGCUCCUUGUGUGUGUAUCUGUCAGGCUGCUGACCACUGAGCCGUCCCAGCAGAGUGAGGAGCUGGGGGACCUGCAGUCUCUGUCCUGGCUAACCACCGUGGAUGUACCCAGGCUGCAGCAGAUGGCCACAGGCAGACUGGCCUUCAACAACACAGGGCCCCAAAGCAGCAUACUGGAACUACACACAGGUGAGACACAAUACACACUCACACACACAUACACACACACACAAACAAACCAAAAAACAAUCUGGCCUGAAACAUAAACUCUUUUUUUCAGACCAGCAAAGCAACAUGAGUACAGCACUAGGACAUAAUACCAUGGCCCCUCCACAUAGCAACAUGCAAAACACUUAUAUUGGAAUGAACUACCUCAACAAUCAAAAUGGAAAUGUAAGUAUAUUUUGAGGUCUUACUGUUGUAGUUAUUUUUUAAUCAACACUGUUCUUCCCCUCCUACUGUGUGUCUUUGUGUUUCAGAUGGCAGGAUUCCCAGGAAGUGGUGUGCCUGCCUCAGGAUACCAGUCCUCCCCGGUCCACUGCUUCCAUUCCCCCCAGCAGGCCUACAGCCCAGCUCAGGCUGUGCAACAGGUAACACAUCCACCGACUGUUUCAGAAGUGUUUCUGAACUCUUAUGAACGUAAGACUUUAUAACAGAGAGAUGCAGAGUAUUUCUAUCACUUGUAAUUCAUUCAAAGACAGCCUUAUAUGUGGCUUGGUUUGCUUUUUCCCAGCAUUCCCCCAGCAGCCUGUACAACAGCACCUCCUACCAUAACCAUAACCUGUAUGAUCAGCAAGCAGCAGUCAUGAGCAUCACCAACCCCCACAGCAACCAGGAUCUGCUACAACAACUCAAGGCCUUUCCUAAACCUAUCUACUCCUACAGGUAGGGCACACUAACGCAUUCAAUUCUCCAUUUUCCAUUGACAUUUCAUCUGUACAGUUUUAACACAUUUUGUAAAGCAGACUAGUGGUCAGAACAAUUGGAACUGAGCAAAAAUGAAAAUGCAUGAUAUUUUGACGGUUUUCGCCAGCUGCCUGAUUGCUAUGGCUCUGAAGAACAGCCGGACAGGCAGCCUUCCUGUCAGUGAGAUCUACGGCUUCAUGAAGGAGCACUUCCCUUACUUCAAGGUGAGGAGCAGGGAGAUGCUGCUUUACACACAUGAGAUUCUCAGGGCUCGUGGAAGUUUGGGAACAUCAGCAACAUUGUAUAUGAUCAGUAUAAUGUUUUUUACUGAUGUAUGGUUCUCCACCCUACAGACGGCACCUGACGGCUGGAAGAACUCUGUGAGACACAACCUGUCUCUGAACAAGUGCUUUGAGAAGGUGGAGAACAAGCAGGGAGGCUCCUCCUCCUCCACUCGUAAGGGCUGUCUAUGGGCCCUCAACCCAGCCAAGAUCAACAAGAUGGAGGAGGAGAUGCAGAAGUGGAAACGCAAGGACCUGACUGCCAUCCGCCGCAGCAUGGCCAACCCUGGUGAGACCUGGCAGGGGAGGAUGGGAGAGGAAACAAGACAAGAAUUGCGACAUUCUGAUUCAUUAUAUAAUAUUGCUUGGUGAGUAUUUAUAGCUAAUGCUCUUGUCUUGGCUCUCAGAUGAGCUGGAUAGGCUGAUCACAGACCGACCGGACGGCUGCCGGAGAAAGCCCUGUGACCCUAGGAUGACAUGUGUCCCUUCCAGCCCCUGUGGUCCCCCGCUGUCCCUCCCCUUCCACCACCAGGCCCAGAAUCACACCCUCCUAGGAGAACCCAGCUCCCCUGUACCCGCCCGGACCCCUCCCCUCCAUGCUGUCCCAGACUACUCCCACAGCCCCUUCCCCCAGCAGCAGCCCUACAGACAUCCCCACAGCCACAGCUUGUACAGCCUCCACCCAGACGUCACAGCCGAGGUGGACGCUCUGGACCCCAGUAUCAUGGAGUUUGCCGGUAGGUUCUGAUGAGGAUAGGAGGGAUGUUACCAUAUGUUUAAAAUGAAAAUGACAUAUUUGUCUUCACCAUAACUGUUUGUUUUAACCUAUGGUGAUUUGGUUAAUGAUCUGUUUUAACCUGUGAUAACGUGUUUGUUUCUGUCUUUCAGGGAGCCUAUGGGAGGAGAUGAGGGAGGAAAGCUUCAGCCUGGAGACUCUGGGUACCUUUAACCACUCUCCUCUGUGCCUGUCUGACUGUGGGCUGACUGGCCCCAGCACUGGACAGCCCCUGGUGGACCUGUACACCAGCCACACCACCCCAGCUGUUCCCUCCCAGUACAUCACCACCACAGAGGCCGGGGGCCAGGCCAUCGCCCAGCUCUGA